CGAUCUGUGUGCGUUUAAUAUUCUGAUUGUUAAACAACUUCGCAGGCAAUGAACAUGUUUCAAUUUGAUACAAUUCGGAUUAAACUUGGUCUGCUGUUGUUACUUGUGAACUUGUUAGUCGCCGCGCAAGCAUUUAUCACCAACAACAAUGACGAGUACCAAGUAUGGCUGACAACAGGCGACGGCUCAAAAAAGCUUCAUCGAGAAGCGCCCUGUCCUCGGACGUCUAACGGUCACGGGUACAGCGUCUGGGUAGAUCGAAAUAAGCGUCGGCAAUCCAUGGAAGGCUUUGGCGCCGCCUUGACUAACGCGGCCGCCUAUGUUAUCUAUCACAGUCCUAAUCGACAUGCAAUUAUGGGGGAUCUUUUUGGAAACAGCUUGGAUGACCUUGGAGUUAGCUUUUUGCGACUUGUGAUGGGGGCGUCAGAUUUCCAAGGGGUCAAUCCAUACACUUACGACGACCUGACAAACAACCAUGACACCGACUUUGAUUUGAAUCACUUCAGCAUAGACAAUGAUCGCGCGUUUGUUUUACCCAUUGUAAAAGAGGCAAAAUCUAUCAAUCCCAAUCUCCGUAUUCUCGCUACGCCUUGGACAGCACCCGCAUGGAUGAAAACCUCCCACAAUAUCUUUGGUGGUGAUUUGAACGGCGACGGGCGAUACCUUGAAGCAUAUGCUAAGUAUUUCGUCAGAUUUAUCCAAGCGUACCAAGCUGAGGGUAUACACAUCGACUACCUCAGUCUUCAGAACGAACCCCUUCUCUCUAGAAAUGAUUACCCAACUAUGGUUAUCAACAUUGACCUCAUGAAGAUUUUCAUAAGGGAUCACGUAGGACCCCAGUUUCGGCAAAACAAUAUCAAUACAAAGCUGAUAGUUUAUGAUCAUAACUGGUCGGGAAGUUGGUACCCGGAACUGCUUCUUAGCGAUAGCAGUGUUAAGCAGUACAUUUCCGGCGUGGGAUGGCAUGGCUAUGACGGUAGGCAUGAUGUUCCUGGAGGCUUCCACAACAAACACCCAGACGUCGGAAUGUAUUUCACGGAGAUAUCGGGUGGAGGAUGGGACACCAACUUUGCCAGCACUCUAACUUGGGAUUCCAGAAUCAUUUUCAUUGGCCAGACAUUAAACUGGGCAAAGGCUGUUGACCUCUGGAAUCUUGCGCUGGACGAAAACCACGGACCAAGAGUUGGAGUUGGCGGAUGUAAGGAUUGUCGGGGUGUUAUCACAGUAAGCAACGGGGGAUACACAAAGAACGUCGAGUAUUACGCUAUGGGUCAUCUCAGCCGCUUCGUUCGCCCAGGGGCCGUACGACUUCAGACCAAUACCUUUGGCUGGGAUGAGUUGCAAUCGGUCGCCUUCGUAAAUACAGACGGUUCAACAGUGAUCGUUGUGCAGAACCCCAGCACAUCUAAUUCAGCAAGUUUUUCGCUAGACUUGGAUGCGAAGCAUUACCAGUAUAAUAACCUCCCUCCACAGUCUGUAGCAACAUUUGUAAAAUAGAAAUAUAUUUCAUAUGUUUUAUAUCUGUGAAAAAAAUAAAACAAGUUACAAAUGUUU
Mya arenaria is the source of this 1554-nucleotide messenger RNA. RefSeq lists its product as uncharacterized. The transcript is spliced from 7 exons. NCBI's taxonomy places the organism in Eukaryota, Metazoa, Mollusca, Bivalvia, Myida, Myidae. Gene Ontology annotation, biological process: glucosylceramide catabolic process. The record is from RefSeq and is a predicted model, not a curated record. Gene Ontology annotation, molecular function: glucosylceramidase activity. The coding region runs from base 49 to 1497 and encodes 482 amino acids.